GCGACCCAAGCGACCUGAGACAGGGACACAAGCCAAGAGAUCGAGCCUUACGUUUGCACAAGAGUAUUCCGAGGUAGCUUGAACCCUUUCGAGCGAUUGACGGGCGAACAUGGUUCAGUUAGCGGCAACGGUGGCCUUGUUUUCCGCCACAGCAGCCUCGGCGUUUGUCGUUCAACCUUCCCGCUGCUGGACUGCACCAACCCAGCAGCACAGAGCACCACCGCGGCCGGCAGCGGCAGGGCGGGCGUCGUCGUUGUCGUCUAUCGCGCCUUCGAAGCUCGCCGCCCGUGCUGCUGUCGUAUCCUCCCCGUCGUCGCCGUAUUCCUCCUCUCUGGCCAUGAUGAUGAUGAUGAGCACGGCCGAGGUCGUCGAAGCGUCGGUCGUUGGCGAGGAAUUCGAGGUCAAGACUGACCUCCUCAAGCAGAUCGACCUGUCCUCCUCCAAGCAGAUGAGGACGGAGGUGAACGAGCUGAUGCUCAAGCUCGAGCCGAUGAACCCCACCGACAAGCCGGCUGCGUCUGCCAUCCUCAACGGGGUGUGGGAAUUUCUCUACACGGGGGGGUUGAGCCCCGGGACGCUCGCCGUACAGGUUCUUUCGAGGGUGGCCAAGACCUUCUCAGCGGUGGUGGACCUCAAGGGCAUCACGCUCACCAUCAACAGGGAUCAGCCAAGGGUGGAGGCUGCCGUCAAGGCAUCCGUCUUCGGGACCGAGGCCCAGGUUAAGGUUCGAACAAGGUUGGAGCAGAAGAGCGACAUGCGGCUGCAGGAGGUGUACGAGGAGGCAGAAGUGGCGGGGGUCACCAUCCCCAUCCCUGCCAGGAUACAGCCCCGGAGGACGUUGUACAUCACCUACUUGGAUGACGACAUCAUGAUCGCGAGAGACGACACCGGUGCACCUGACUUGCUGGUCCGCAAGCAGAAGUACGACGUCCGGAUUUCGUGGCGUUGGCCACGAUCCGCAGCUGCUGCCACUCUGGGUGUUCUCAAGGGGGAGGCGGAACAGGACUUCCGGUUCAACACUGGCACUCCUUCGACGUCGGAGGAGGACGAUUCUUCGCCAGGUUCUGGCUAACUAGGCCGGAACGACCCAAGAAGUUUUCCAUCCCCCCCCCAAAAAAAAAAAAUCGUGCCGCACCACCUACGAAAAAGCGUGUAGAUAUAAAUUGUAAGGCACCCCAACGCUUUUCGUGAGCGGAGCAGGAGUGUGUGUGGUGGGUGGGGCAAGAGGCGCGCGUUGGAUUGGUGGCCUCGAGAGAGAGACCGUUCACGUUCAGCGACAGACCUCACGGAGACCACCACCGUUUUGGUUUGUUCUUGCAUGCCAACUAACUAUUCGCAAAUAGCCGCAGCAGAAGUUGUUCGACGGUGAAGGCAUGCGCCGCGCUGGACUCCGAAUCGUGAUGUUCCGGGCGACCAUGACGACAAGGAUUGACGCUCACACGAUGCCUCUUGGUGGCGGGUGGAGCGAUCGUUUUCACUGUUCUUGUGUUUUUUUUUCUUGGGCGAUAUUUGUGUUUUUGUGUCGGGUCACGCUUGUCUCUGUAAGAGAAGGAAGAGAACGAGAGACCGAUAUGGAGAAAGGACAACGUGCUACCAUACACCCACGUGUCCGUAUGUACAGCAGUAUGUAUGGCACUUAAACUCCCGCAUUGGGGG
This is a messenger RNA of Ectocarpus siliculosus, 1656 nucleotides long. The record is from the annotation of a GenBank genome assembly. Lineage: Eukaryota; Phaeophyceae; Ectocarpales; Ectocarpaceae.